AUGCAGUCCUACAUCCCGUACCACCUGUUCCGCAAGCCGACUCAAAGUCUGUCCGACACUUCGUUCGAGGCCGCCGACACAUCAGAAGAAGGCUCGGGCUACUCGUCGGAGGAAGAACCUUCAGAGGAUACCCCGAGUAUAUCGGGUUGGCCGCCGUGUCAGACGACCGACUCUGGUGCCUCCACGCCUCUCUACCAGGGUAUCUCCCCAUCGCUAUCCGAAGCUACGCCGACUCCUUCACUACAGCGAACCCCGAUCUUCACCCCCCCAGAUUCCGAUUCUACCAGUAUGAUUGGAUCGCUUCUCUCCAUCAUCGCGUCGAUAUCGGAGAACGUCUCCCGGAUGAGAGAGCACCAGGAGCGCAUGCUGGCGGCGCAGGACGAGCGACUCAAGACGCAGGCCAUCACAACGGCCAACGCCUCUGCCUCCGUCGAGGAGAUCCGCAGCCGUGUGGAGGGAAUGUUGCGCUUCCGUGAUGCAGAUACUGUAUCGGCUUCUGGCGACGAUCAAAUCGAGCCCAGCACGAAUGGCAAUCACCCACACCUGUCUUUCCCUCCUUUCUCGGCUCCGCCUCAGAAGGACGUGAUAGUGCCUAACGGGGAAGGUUCCACCCUCCUCGCACAUCUCGACACUCAGGGAGACGCCAUCGCCAACCUCACGAUAACAGUCGAGAGUAUGCUCGAGCACUUUGAGUCGCAGACGCGCUCGUUCCGCUCGCAGGCUGACUCGUGUGCGGCACUCGCCGAUGCAGCCAAGCGCGAGGCCCGAGGAGCUGGGACGCACACCAUGGCCCUAAAGGACUUGGCUGAAGAGGUCGACAAGCUGGGUGUAAAGCAUAUGAGCGCACUCACCAAUCACGGGGUGACUCUCAGCACUCUGCGCGCCUCGGUCGAUGCGCAAAGCAACAGGCUCGUGGCGCUGCACAAGACAGUUGAGGGGCUUCGCCCACCAACCCAUCGGGCCGGAGAUGUGUUUGAGGCGGUGCUUGCAGUGCGUUCUGCUACCGCUGCACUUGAGCGGCUGGCGUUGAGCGAGAUCGCGACCAAAAACGAUACCCUCGCGUCGCGCACGACGGCGUACACAGCCGAGCGGGAGAAGAUGGUUGGCGAGAUGGCCGCCCUUCGCGCACGGUGUAACGAGGCGGAAAGUGCGGCCCGCACUCAGAUCCAGGCGAAGAAUAACGAGGUCCGCAAGCUAGUCGCCGAGCGCGACAGGGCAAAGGAGGAGAUGUUCAAAACCAAGGAGGAAUUGUACACCGCCACAAGCCAGCUGUGCGCCAAGUGCACGAAGCGCUUUGAAUCGCAACGUCAGCAAAGCUGGCAGUAUUAG
Cutaneotrichosporon cavernicola is the source of this 1329-nucleotide messenger RNA. RefSeq lists its product as uncharacterized. The transcript is spliced from 2 exons. NCBI's taxonomy places the organism in Eukaryota, Fungi, Basidiomycota, Tremellomycetes, Trichosporonales, Trichosporonaceae. The record is from RefSeq and is a predicted model, not a curated record. Bases 1 to 1329 code for a protein of 442 amino acids.